Lathyrus oleraceus (garden pea) is the source of this 1250-nucleotide messenger RNA. RefSeq lists its product as uncharacterized. The transcript has 3 exons. The coding region runs from base 231 to 878 and encodes 215 amino acids. The record is from RefSeq and is a predicted model, not a curated record. Lineage: Eukaryota; Viridiplantae; Streptophyta; Magnoliopsida; Fabales; Fabaceae.
CAAUCAACAUUCCUGAUUGGUAAAAGUACAGUGUGUUUGAAUUUCAAAAACACACUAUUACUCUUCUCAACCACGUGACGUCGCAUCACCGACCCGCCUUUUUUCCCCUUUCCCAGUAUCUACCACCAUUCACACUUUUCAACUCCUCCGCCUCCACACUCUCUCUCUCUCUCUAUCUUCUUUCUGUCCACACUCCACUACUUUCCUUCUCCGUCCACCGUCCACUCAUAAUGAUCUGCUCAAACCGGUCCGACAAAACCGGUUCAAACUGGCUCGACCGUCUUCGAUCCAUUAAAGGCAUCCCAACCGGCGACGACAUUGACCUCGACUCCUUCCUCCUCAGACUAACCACCCAUUCUCCUCAACCCCGCCCCAUUAAACCGCCGCGACGCCGUCCAACCGUUACCCACGACCCACCGUUAACCGCUAUCCUCACUCAGCUCUUCAAUCCUGGCGCCACCCACUCUAUAACAUCUAAGAAAUGUCCUAGGAAACAAACGAACCCUAAAAUCUUCAUCGCAUCUUCCUCCACCACCAUCAACAAUGCUCCCACCACCACCGGAGGCGAUGCAGUGGUUGAAGUAGAAGAUCGAUGCGUGGAAGAGAACGACGGUGCGGAAGAUUUGAAGGGUUUCACGAGAAGCGAGGUUACGGUUAUAGACACUAGUUGCCCAGGGUGGAAGGUUGAUAAAUUGGUUUUCAGAAAGAAUAGCGUUUGGAAAGUCAGAGAAAGGAAAUCGAAGACCAAGCUUUUCGCGAAGAAGAAGAGUAAAACUACUCAUGAUCUUGAUAUCCAUGGAACUGGGAACUCCAAGAAUAAUGUAGUCAACAUGGGAGGAGCGAAGCCUGUAAAGAAACUGAAGGUGAUCAAUGCAUAAUCCCCAAAAAGAGGGUUUACAAAUCAAGAAAGGAAAACACAUCUCCCAUUUAAACAAAUAAAUAAAAACAGCUGCUUAUUAAAAGAGCAUAGGAACAAGAACAUAGUCUAACAAAACCCAAGAGAACCAGACAAUAAUCCAAGUCUUUACAGGUCAUUUUACAUGAGAUAUAUAAUUGGUUGCAGCAAGCAAUGGUGCAGGCUUCACAUUGGUACUAUUUGACGGUGGCACUACUGGACCUAGAUUGAAAACUAAUCAAACAACGAACUAAUUUCUGUCGAAUGUUAUAAACAUGCAAUUGCAGUGUUAAAAAACUUAGCUUUGUAAACGUCUCUUCCAUUUUUCAUAACUUGAAACAUUCUUUACCCAAUA